GCCUGCACAACUAGCUGAGGCAUCCUCUAAGCCAGAGCGCUGAGCAGCAGCGCCGUUUCUGAUACCCUGGACAGCGCUCACCCAAUCAGCUCCAAUCCAAGGCUCUCCAGAUCCUGCCAGGCAAGCUUCAAGUCUCUCCAGCAUGGAGCACAUACAGAGGCUAGACCGAGAAGUAAAUGAAUUUGUUGAUUAUUUGUUUGGGCCAAGGGAUCCGAGAGUUAGAGGAUGGUUUAUGCUGGAUUCCUGCCUUCCCACCCUUGCACUGACUAUCCUUUAUAUCCUAUCCAUAUGGUUGGGGACCAAAUAUAUGAAGAAUAGACCAGCAUUCUCUCUCAGGGGUCACCUAAUUGUUUACAACCUUGCAGUUACUUUGCUCUCCUUGUAUAUGUUAAUAGAGCUUAUUCUUUCAACAUGGGAAGGAGGCUACAACAUACAAUGCCAAAACUUAGACAGUUCUGGAGAAGCAGAUGUGCGGGUGGCAAAGGUUCUGUGGUGGUAUUAUUUUUCCAAAGCAAUUGAAUUUAUGGACACCAUUUUCUUUGUUUUACGGAAAAAGAAUAGCCAAAUCACUUUCCUCCAUGUUUAUCACCAUGCCACAAUGUUCAACAUAUGGUGGUGUGUUCUCAACUGGAUUCCAUGUGGACAAAGUUUCUUUGGACCUACCCUCAACAGUUUCAUCCAUGUUCUCAUGUACUCGUACUAUGGCCUGUCAGUUUUUCCAUCCAUGCACAAAUACCUCUGGUGGAAGAAGUACCUUACUCAGGGCCAACUGAUUCAGUUCGUGCUCACCAUCUCUCACACGCUCAGUGCUGUGGUUAAACCCUGUGGGUUUCCUUUUGGAUGUCUAAUAUUCCAGUCAUCCUAUAUGACUACAUUGGUCAUAUUAUUUGUAAACUUUUACCUAAAGACCUACAAGAAGCCAUUGAAAUCUGAUCCGAACGGAAAAGCAGCCAGCUUAGAUCUGCAGAACGGAUAUCACAAGGACUUAGUGAAUGCAAGCAAUGGUUUUGUGCACAAGAAACACAACUAGUAUAUGAAGACUAUCAAAUAGAAGAUACAGCCCCUGUUUACAUUUUAUUUAAACAGGCUGAUAGGCUUCCUCCUAACUACUGACCAAAUUCAAUUUUUGUUCAAAGAUUUUUUUUCAUAAUCAAUACCCCAAAUUAUUUUAAUAUUUUGAUAUGUAGGAUACGACGGUAAGGCACCAGGUGCUUUAUUUUCUCUAAAUGCCAUCAUACCAACAAUCGAGAUGAGAAGUCUUUUGAAUUGUAGUCCAGAAAAUGCCUUAUAACAGCCCACUGACAUUCUUUUACAUGUUUUAACAAGUUUUAAUUUAAUGUAGGCCUUUGUAUGCACUAAAAUUGAAAUUCUGUGAAAAGAAAGACUUCUUGCUUUUUACUUUCAGCUAAAUAGAUAUUGAAGACAGAAUUGUUUUUAAUGUACUGUACAGAAAAGCCUGAAAAAGCCAUA
Nanorana parkeri is the source of this 1470-nucleotide messenger RNA. RefSeq names its product ELOVL fatty acid elongase 2 (gene ELOVL2). Gene Ontology annotation, molecular function: fatty acid elongase activity. NCBI's taxonomy places the organism in Eukaryota, Metazoa, Chordata, Amphibia, Anura, Dicroglossidae. The record is from RefSeq and is a predicted model, not a curated record. Gene Ontology annotation, biological process: sphingolipid biosynthetic process; fatty acid elongation, saturated fatty acid; fatty acid elongation, monounsaturated fatty acid. Gene Ontology annotation, cellular component: endoplasmic reticulum; endoplasmic reticulum membrane. The coding region runs from base 143 to 1030 and encodes 295 amino acids. The transcript has 8 exons.